Molecule: messenger RNA, 452 nt
Organism: Fusarium redolens
Lineage: Eukaryota; Fungi; Ascomycota; Sordariomycetes; Hypocreales; Nectriaceae
Exons: 3
Coding region: 1-351 (116 amino acids)
Source: RefSeq, a predicted model, not a curated record
AUGUGCGAGCUUGGAUUUGGUGGCCAGAGGACAAAUCGUCAUCAAGGUUAUGCUCCUAGUUUAGUAUCUGGCAAGUUUGGGUACCCAAGCUCUCGCAAGUUUCGUGCUCACGUGCGGGAAGCACAUAUAUAUUGUCCUGUAAGAUGGAGGUUCCUCAGCCAAAGGAUACUGCCGCUUCUCAAGCUCAAAAUCAUGCCACCCCGCUAUGAUGCCGAAUACCAAUCCCAAGGACGCGGAACCGCUGGGGCAUCUCGGCUGACCAGUAUCUUGGUUAAGCCUUGGGCCUUCUGCGGCAACAGCGAACGUUGCACAGUGGUGGUACGCGCAUGUGGAUUGGAGAUGCUCUGGUGAGUAACGGGGAUAGUAUCUGUUGCCUCUGAACAUCCCAGUCUUGUGUUUUUUUGCGAAAUUAUCAAGAAGAAUUGAGCACCAAGGUAUAAAACUGUUUCACA